Neospora caninum is the source of this 468-nucleotide messenger RNA. RefSeq lists its product as hypothetical. Gene Ontology annotation, cellular component: prefoldin complex. The transcript is spliced from 5 exons. NCBI's taxonomy places the organism in Eukaryota, Apicomplexa, Conoidasida, Eucoccidiorida, Sarcocystidae. The coding region runs from base 1 to 468 and encodes 155 amino acids. The record is from RefSeq and is a predicted model, not a curated record. Gene Ontology annotation, biological process: protein folding.
AUGGCACCUGCAAGUGCGAAAGGCAGCUCCAAGGGCGGUGUUGACGCUGUGCAGGAACUGAGCAUGAUGGCUCGUGAAGUCGAGCAACAGCAGGACACUCUCGCAUUGCAGAUUCAGAGGGUCACGGCGAAGAUUCGCAACAAUGCCAUCAGCGUCAAGAGGAACGAGGCUGCUCUAGAGAUGCUCAAAGAGGCUGGGCCCGAGAGUGUGACCUACCAGCAAGUCGCGCGGCUUUUCCUUCUUUCUCCAGUGCCAAAGUUGGAGGCCUCGCUCCGCAAGCAGAGCGCCGACCUCCAGCAAGAGGCGACGAAACUCGAGGGGUUGAAAGACCAGCUAGUCACGCGGCUGAAGAGCGUCGACGCGCAGGCUGUGGAACUGCGGAAGAACUUCCAGCAGACGAUUGCUCAGGCUAUCCAGGCGCAGCGCGACCCCGCGGGCGCCGACGCCACACCGGGAGCCCCGGCCUAG